Haemonchus placei is the source of this 897-nucleotide messenger RNA. The record is from the annotation of a GenBank genome assembly. Lineage: Eukaryota; Metazoa; Nematoda; Chromadorea; Rhabditida; Trichostrongylidae.
AUGAGAAGGCCCGACGUGAAGGGUUACUCCAGGCGAAGGCGAUCCAGCGAAAUUGCUGAAGUGGAAAAUUCUCCUAAGCGCAGAAGAUCAAGCGAUCCAGCUAACAUCACUGUUCCAGUCAGUCGCCCAUUUUCACCUGCUACUUUAGCUAGAAAACUUGAUGAAUUACGUGAAGACAUAUUAUCCGAUGCUGUGGACCAGCUAUCAGCUGUUGAAUUGCGAGGCUUUGACAAUAAGGUGGAAACGGAGGAAGAGUACUUGAAGAGACGUGAAGAAGUGCGUCGUCAGUUGAGCAACCCAGAUGGAUUCGAUGCGAACGGAAGAACUGAGUUAAACUACGAUGCUGCUGCAAUUGCAGGCGCGAAACUGCUGAUUGAUGAGACUCGGGCAACAAGAAGCAUAUGUAAAAAGCUGCUGGAAGACUGCGGAAUCGAUGAAGAUGAAAUUUUGUAUAAACCGCUUUCGUAUAAUGAAGGAACUGAAUUCCAGUCGGCGAAGUAUCUUGCGGACUCAAGACAAGCGUCCGUGGUGGAAACGCUGGUGGAUUUUCAAAAACAGAUAAAAUUGAAGUCCGAGGUCCUCAGUUGCGUUGCAAUGCGAGGCAAUGAAAUAUCGAAGUCAGAUGGUCGACUUACUCGCCGAGCUCGUGAAGAAGAAGAACGUGAGAUCAUGAAAGCCAAUGCGAAAGCAGCAAAGAACAAGAAGAUCCUCCUUAUGCGUACCCCAUCAAAAAAUCCUCAAUUAAAUCCACUCGACGAAAAGAAGAUUAUCGAAAAGUACGCAUUGGAAGUUGCAUCUGAAGUACGCGACAAUAGGAAACGCCGUCGUAUCGCUCCUGUCCCUUUUGAUAUUACACUACUGGAUGAUAUUGACUAUAACUUCAGUGGUCCGGUAUAG